AUGCCAACCAUCGCUGUUGACAAGUAUGCCUUGUAUAAGGCUCUUGGCAAAACAUACACCAAGGAUGAGUUCGAUGAGCUAUGCUUUGAUUUCGGUAUUGAGUUGGAUGAAGACACAGAAGAGGAACAGCGGCCUGUUGUAAACGGUGAACAAGAGCCUCCACAGCUCAAGAUUGAAAUUCCUGCCAAUCGCUAUGACAUGCUAUGCUUCGAAGGCAUACAAUUGAUGCUCAAUAUCUUUCUUCAGCGGACUGAAGCGCCUAAGUAUGCCCUCAAGGCACCCAGCGAUGUCCAAUCGAUUACAGUAACCAAGGAUACUGCUCGAAUCAGACCGUACGUGUCUGGAGCUAUCCUCAGGAAUGUCACCUUCGACGAAGCAAGAUACGAGUCUUUCAUUGCUCUACAGGAUAAGUUGCACCAGAAUCUGGCUCGUCAACGAACCUUAGUGUCUAUCGGCACACAUGACUUAGACACCAUCAAGGGCCCUUUUACCUACGAAGCACUACCACCCAAGGACAUCAAAUUCAUACCUCUGAACCAGACUAAGGAGAUGAACGGCGAAGAGCUCAUGAAGUUCUACGAGAAAGACCGACAUCUGGGUCGAUAUCUACACAUUAUUCGAGACUCGCCAGUCUAUCCCGUCAUUUACGAUGCAAACAAGGUGGUAUGCUCGUUACCACCCAUCAUUAAUGGCAACCAUUCCAAGAUUACCACAAAAACCAAAAACGUCUUCAUCGAGGUUACAGCUACCGAUAAGACAAAAGUCGAAAUCGUUACGAACAUGGUUGUUACGAUGUUCUCGCAGUAUACAGCUGAGAAGUUCACGAUAGAGCCCAUCAAGAUCAUCUCUGAACACAAUGGUGAGACUCGGCAGGUUCCCAAUGUCGACCCGCGAGAAACACAGGCCGAAGUCGACUACAUCAAGUCCUGCACAGGUGUUGACAUGAGCCCCCAGCAAAUAUGUGAUCUCCUCCUGCGCAUGUCGUACAAUGCUAAACCAUCCAAAUCGGAUCCAAACCUCAUCGAUGUCCAGGUACCUUGCACACGCGCGGAUGUUCUUCAUCAAGCAGACAUAAUGGAGGACGUCUGCAUAGGCUAUGGCUUCAAUAAACUUCCCCGUGCCUUUCCCAAAGUCAGCAGCACGGUCGCAGCACCACUGGCAAUCAACAAGCUCUCAGACAUUCUUCGUCAAGAAAGUGCCAUGGCAGGAUGGGCCGAGGUACUCCCUUUAAUUCUCUGUUCUCACGACGAAAACUUCGCAUGGCUCAAUCGCAAGGACGAUGGCACGACAGCUGUCAAGCUCGCCAAUCCAAAAACACUCGAGUAUCAAGUCGUGCGUACCUCGCUAAUACCAGGGCUACUCAAGACAAUACGCGAGAACAAGCACCACUCUGUUCCCGUAAAGAUCUUCGAAUGCUCAGACGUAGCCUUCAAAGCUCCUGAACUGGAGCGCAAAGCCCGAAACGAACGACACUUUGCUGCGGCAUGGUACGGCAAGACAUCGGGCUUUGAGGUUGUGCAUGGUCUUCUGGAUCGCCUGAUGGCUAUGCUAAAGACCGCUUUCGUAACACGAGAAGAGGGACUCGAGCUCGAAGAUGCCAACAGCAUGCAGUAUUGGAUCGAGGAAGUCGACGACCCGACCUUCUACGAAGGACAUGCUGCCAAUAUCGUUUUGCAGGUAAGAGAUAAGAAGACUGUCAUUGGAAAGUUCGGUAUCUUGCACCCUACUGUGCUUGAAAAGUUCGAACUCAGGUAUCCUGUCAGUGUGCUGGAACUGAAUGUUGAGGUCUUUAUGUAA
This is a messenger RNA of Lithohypha guttulata, 1797 nucleotides long. RefSeq names its product phenylalanine--tRNA ligase subunit beta (gene FRS1). Gene Ontology annotation, biological process: phenylalanyl-tRNA aminoacylation. The transcript has a single exon. Gene Ontology annotation, molecular function: magnesium ion binding; RNA binding; phenylalanine-tRNA ligase activity. Gene Ontology annotation, cellular component: phenylalanine-tRNA ligase complex; cytoplasm. Lineage: Eukaryota; Fungi; Ascomycota; Eurotiomycetes; Chaetothyriales; Trichomeriaceae. The coding region runs from base 1 to 1797 and encodes 598 amino acids. The record is from RefSeq and is a predicted model, not a curated record.